UGCGCCGCUAUCACGAAGAAGAACUUAGAAGUUGUAGCUAUGAUAGACAAAACAACUUCCAUACUAUUUCUACUGAUCGCUUCGAGUGCAGUGCUGGUGCAAUGCGAGGAGAACGCAACCGACAGUUUUCUGCCACUGAAGAAAGCCGAGCAUUGCGAUAUUGAGCAGUGUCAGCUGCCGAAUUGCCGUUGCUCGGGCUUACGUUUACCCAGCACCGACUUUAAGGGACACGAAAAGGAAAUACCACAGCUCAUCACGGUGACCUUCGACGAUGCUGUGAAUGUCGUUAACUACGAUUAUUAUCAGAAGUUGUUCGAUGGGCUCGUGAAUCCGGAUAACUGCAGUGCGCGCGGCACCUUCUACGUCUCGCAUGAGUACACCGAUUAUACCCUCGUGAAUGCGCUCUAUCAGCAGGGUCAUGAGAUAGCCUUGCAUUCCGUUACGCACGGCACCGGCACGGACUAUUGGCGCGACGCGGAUGUGGAACGUUUGAUGGCCGAGUUUGGUGAACAAAUUGAAAUGUUGGUGAAAUUUGCAAAGGUGAACCGUAAGCACAUACGCGGCAUGCGUUUGCCUUUUCUACAGAUCUCCGGUAACAAUACCUACGAGGCUGGUAAGCGUUUAGGACUGCUCUACGAUAGCUCUUGGCCAACACAGCGUUACACUAGUCCUGCUAUGUGGCCGUACACGCUCGACUAUCGUUCGAGACAAGACUGUCAGAUUGGUCCGUGUCCGAAUGCUGCGAUUCCAGGUUUCUGGGUUAGUCCAAUGGUUUCUUGGUUUGAUACUGCCGGCUAUAGUUGUGCUAUGAUAGAUGGUUGUAUUUAUCCGCCGAAGGAUGAUGUAGACGCUAUGUUUAAUUGGAUGAUGGAGAACUUUAAGCGGCAUUAUGAUGGCAAUCGUACUCCGUUUGGCAUGUAUCUGCAUGCGGCUUGGUUCCAGCGUGGACGGCAUUAUUUUGAGGCUUUUAGAAAAUUCCUUCUUCACGUGAACACUCUUCCAGACGUCUACCUAACAACCGUCUCUCGCGUCAUACACUACAUGAAGCACCCGAACUUGGGUAAACCCUUCAUGGGUUGUCCGAAAAAACCGCAGGCUACAUGCAUAAAGCGCAAUUGUGGACUUCGGAAGAUGGAAACCGGCGAGAUACGUUAUAUGAAUGUGUGUGAUUCUUGUCCCUCCGUUUAUCCCUGGUUGGGCAAUCCGCUCGGACGGAACGAAUACUACUAGUUUGCGAGUUGGCACGAAGUCAAUGAUUGCAGUGAGUGGCCAGUUACCGCAGGUAAUGUGUUCGACUGAAGAGGUUAUUGAAAGUAUUUGAAGGCGCCGAAGUUUGUUGCUCAAUAAAACUGAUUUGAAAACGCA
Messenger RNA from Zeugodacus cucurbitae (melon fly), 1365 nucleotides. It is a transcript of the gene Cda9, whose product is annotated as chitin deacetylase 7. The coding region runs from base 40 to 1230 and encodes 396 amino acids. The transcript has 3 exons. The record is from RefSeq and is a predicted model, not a curated record. Gene Ontology annotation, biological process: carbohydrate metabolic process. NCBI's taxonomy places the organism in Eukaryota, Metazoa, Arthropoda, Insecta, Diptera, Tephritidae. Gene Ontology annotation, molecular function: hydrolase activity, acting on carbon-nitrogen (but not peptide) bonds.